Messenger RNA from Morus notabilis, 1785 nucleotides. Its product is annotated as cyclic nucleotide-gated ion channel 2. NCBI's taxonomy places the organism in Eukaryota, Viridiplantae, Streptophyta, Magnoliopsida, Rosales, Moraceae. The transcript has 8 exons. The record is from RefSeq and is a predicted model, not a curated record. The coding region runs from base 1 to 1785 and encodes 594 amino acids.
AUGUCCACUCUUCCAAGGUGGAACGAGUUACUAUUCAAGAACACUACCACAAUAAGGGGAAGAAACGACGAGAAUGAGGCGCCAAUCUUCGAUUCCGAAUGCUACGCAUGCACUCAUGUGGGCGUCCCGGUGUUCCACUCCUCCCGGUGCGACUCCUCCACCGAGCCCAACUGGGAGGCGUCCGCCGGUUCCUCCCUGCGUCCCUUUCGCGCUCUCACGAGCAGGGCCCACCGCGCAAUCCUCCGAACCCAAUCCUCUUUGGCGGGUGGCGUGGUGGACCCGCGGACCAAGGGCGUGAAGAGGUGGAACCGCAUUGUGCUGCUGGCGCGCGGCGUGUCGUUGGCAGUGGACCCGCUGUUCUUCUACGUGGUGUCGCUGAGCGCGGGCGGGUCCCCCUGCUUCUACGUCGACGUGGCACUGGCGGCAGUGGUGACGAUCGCCCGGACGGGGCUGGAUGUGUUGCAUUUGGGGCACCUGUGGCUUCAGUUCAGGCUGGCGUACGUGGCCAGUGAGUCCAUGGUGGUUGGCUGUGGGAAACUCGUGUGGGACGCACGUGAGAUCGCGUUGCACUACUUCCGGUCCUUCAAGGGGUUUUGGCUUGACGCCUUUGUGAUUCUCCCGAUUCCUCAGUUAAUAAUUUGGCUAGUGGUACCAAAGCUACUGCGACAGGAGAGGAUCUCACUGAUAAUGACGACACUCCUAUUGACCUUCUCGUUUCAAUUCCUCCCAAAAGUGUAUCACACCAUUUACUUGAUGAAACGACUACAGAAGGUCACCGGCUAUGUUUUUGGCAGCGUUUGGUGGCGUUUUACCCUCAACAUCAUCGCUUACUUAAUUGCCUCUCACCGUUUGGUGGCCUCAUUCGGCAACGAACUAGAACCUACAUCUAACUGGCUCGAAUUGAUAUAUUCUUGCUUAAUAACAAUGGCAGGAUUGGUGCUCUUUGUUACACUACUUGGGAAUAUACAGGUGUUUCUCAACAUGGUCAUGGCAAAUAAGAAGAAAAUUCAGCUGAAAUAUAGAGAUCUGGAAUGGUGGAUGAGGAGGAGACAAUUGCCUUCUCAUUUGAGGGAAAGUGAAAGAGUUCGCCAUUUUCAACACGAAAGCUGGGCAGCCAUGGGAGGACAGGAUGAGAUCGAACUCAUCCAAGAUUUCCCUGACGGCCUCCGCAGAGAUAUCAGGCGUUAUCUUUGCCUAGACCUUGUCAAGAAGGUUCCUCUGUUCCACAUGCUAGAUGAUCUCAUUCUUGACAACAUCUGUGACCGAGUCAGGCCUCUAAUUUACUCCAAGGGCGAAAAGAUGAUUAGAGAAGGAGAUCCUAUCCAAAGGAUGGUUUUCAUCGUCCGGGGACGCGUAAGACGCAGCCAAGGCCUAAGCAAAGGCUUCCUAGCCACAAGCACCCUCGAGCCCGGCGGAUUCUUCGGCGACGAGCUUCUCUCGUGGUGCCUCCGCCGUCCAUUCGUGGACCGCCUCCCCACCUCCUCCGCCACCUUCACUUCCACCGAACCGAUCGAAGCCUUCGCGAUCGACGCUGACCAUCUCCGGUACAUCAUCGAUCACUUCCGCUACAAGUUCGCCAGCGAGAGGCUAAAGAGAACGACGAGAUACUACUCCUCCAACUGGCGAACGUGGGGGGCAGUGGUCAUACAGCUCGCAUGGCGGCGAUACCGGAGGAGGACUAAGGGAAUUGCACCGGCUCCGAUAAAUGGAGGGACGACAAAGAAUCGGCUCCGGCAGUAUGCCGCCAUGUUCCUCUCGCUCCGACCACAUGACCACCUUGAAUAG